This is a messenger RNA of Archocentrus centrarchus (flier cichlid), 3584 nucleotides long. It is a transcript of the gene pitpnb, whose product is annotated as phosphatidylinositol transfer protein, beta. NCBI's taxonomy places the organism in Eukaryota, Metazoa, Chordata, Actinopteri, Cichliformes, Cichlidae. Gene Ontology annotation, cellular component: cytoplasm. The transcript has 12 exons. The record is from RefSeq and is a predicted model, not a curated record. The coding region runs from base 32 to 841 and encodes 269 amino acids. Gene Ontology annotation, biological process: phospholipid transport. Gene Ontology annotation, molecular function: phosphatidylinositol binding; phosphatidylcholine binding; phosphatidylinositol transfer activity.
CCACUGCGCAGCCGCAGCCCGGGUGACGAAGAUGGUGCUCAUCAAGGAAUACCGUGUAGUGUUGCCAGUCUCUGUGGAAGAGUAUCAAGUAGGGCAGCUCUACUCUGUGGCUGAGGCCAGCAAAAAUGAGACAGGAGGAGGAGAAGGCAUUGAAGUGCUGAAGAAUGAACCCUAUGAGAAGGAUGGGGAGAAGGGACAGUACACACAUAAAAUAUACCAUCUAAAAAGUAAAGUCCCAGGUUAUGUGAAGAUGAUUGCGCCAGAAGGAGCUUUAGUUUUUCAUGAAAAGGCUUGGAACGCUUACCCAUACUGUCGCACUAUUGUGACGAAUGAGUACAUGAAGGACGACUUCAUGAUAAAGAUCGAGACCUGGCACAAACCUGACAUGGGAACAGUAGAAAAUGUCCAUGAAUUAGAUGAGCAGACGUGGAGGACUGUCGAGGUGGUGCCCAUAGAUAUUGCAAACAAAGAAGAAGUGGCCCCUGGGGACUAUAAGCCAGAAGAAGAUCCUGCUCUUUUCCACUCACCCAAGACAGGCAGAGGACCUCUAGGCCCUGAAUGGAAGAAUGAGCUGAAGGGAGAUUGUCCUUACAUGUGUGCAUACAAACUGGUCACUGUCAAGUUCAAAUGGUGGGGUCUGCAGACCAAAGUGGAAAAUUUCAUCCAUAGGCAAGAAAAGCGUAUUUUCACCAACUUCCACCGCCAGCUGUUCUGCUGGAUUGACAAAUGGGUGGGUUUGACCAUGGAGGACAUCAGGCGGAUGGAAGAGGAGACUCAAAAAGAGCUUGAGGAGAUGCGUCAGAAAGGAGAUGUGCGAGGCACCUGUGCCACAGAUGAGUAGAAGCCCGUCGCUGUAGGUCUGACACUAGAGGCAGGCUGACUGCGUAAAACAGGUCCGAUUCGAGGCACCAGUGCUGCUCAUGAGCAAUGAGGCAAAUCAACCAAACCCUGUCACGAUGAUGUCAUCAGAGACAUAUCCACCACGCUGAGGAAAUGGCCCUGAUUGUCGCUUCUUCGCUUCCUGUCUCACAUGAUUCAUUGGGGGGUUUGACAUGAUUGGUUAACAGUACUGUACAGAUCCUACCCCCCCCAGUCACAAGCCUCCUGUUCACUCAGAGAAGGAAAAACAAAAAAAAGACAAGAAAAAAAAAAGUUUUGCAUUCAUACAAAAAUGAAAAAAAAACUCUUUGCACAGAUCGUAAAUUGCCUGAUAUGUAAUUGUUAGUUGAUUAUUCCAAUGGGCUUUGUUUUUAUCCAGGUGUGUAAAUGGUGACUCACAAAGUCAAGCCUUUUAAAUUCAUUAGAAUGUUGUUUUUAGCUACACGUUCCCACACAAAUUUGUAUGAGAUGAUUGAAGCAGGUAUCGGACCAUUGAUUUCCCCACUUUCCCCUUGUAUUAUAACUGUCUGUCUCUAUUUUAAACCUCGUCUCUCCCCUCAGUAUUGUCAAUAUUCUUGUCCUGGUAAAAGUUUUUCUCGAUCCUCUCUACCCUCGUCUCACGGGCCCUUUAUGUCUGGCAUUUUCUUUUCUUUCUUUAGUUUGAAUUUUAAGGUAGAUCAUGCCUAUUUUUAUGGUUUAAAAGCAAAAAUAAUGCUCAUGCAUGAUGGGUAAUUUAACGUUGCCCACCCCUCUCUUUGACACAAGUGCAUGUGGACAACAGCAACUCCUCACUUUUAAACUGUCGCUGCAUGUCUACAGCUGCUGCAGUGCGGCUUUGCCCAAGUGGCUCCUGUGUGUUGUUUAGAGGGCAGGUUGGUGCCCUCUAGGAGAGUCUGUACUUUACACCUGUGUGUUAGCGUACGCAUCUGUAUGCUUGUUUGUGUUUCUAACUGCCUUCACUCUUAAGACUGUCACUCUGGGGACUAAGAUGGUUAAUGUUCAGCGUAAGAUCAAGGCUUCUGAGUGCUCUCACACCACCAGCAGCCUCCUGAACUUCGCCUCAUGCUAUCGCUGCAUGGCCUUUCUCCUUGGCUAGGGCUUUAAUUGGAGGGCUUCCAAACCUCCACAAAAGCUUUUUUAUUUUAUUUUUUUUUUUAUAAACUUAAAUGAGGAUGAGAGUCUGUGCGCUGCUGCGUGCAUGAAGGUAGUUUUUUUUUUUUUUUUUUUUUUUUAAUAUCCUCAAACUACUUUUUCCACUCUCUACUGACAGAACAAAUGGGUCCAGGCAGAUCUGCUGUUUGUUACAGUUAUGGAUUAGCUUAGUUUUGUUUUGUUUUUUCUCAACAAUGUAUAAUUUUUUUUUUGUCUAAAGCUUUUCACCUACCUUAACUACAAGAAAGUAGUGUAGUAUGAGACUGUAAAUUUGACUCUUGCAGUGAUCUAGUCAGAGCCUCGGUUUGGAAACAGGUCGCUCACUUUCCUCAGUCACUAUUUUUAAAAUUUUUUUUUUUUUCCGGCUGUAUUGACUUCAGGUUAUAGCCGUUUAUCACAGCAAGAGUUCUUUUCAUACUGAAGUUAACACAGAUCAGGUCGGGCUCAAUGUAAAAUAUUUAGGAUGUUUUUUAUGAUCAUGACGUAGUUUGGUUAAGGCUUUCGAUCAGAUGUGUGUGUCUCCAAAAUUCGUAGGUUAUGUUAGAACCUAUGUGUGUGGUUUCUGUUGAACAGGUAAAAGAGAGCCUUAUAAGUGUACUUUAUAAAAGGCCCGACUUUACAUAUAAAACACUCAUCAGCAUCGCCAGGUUUAUCAUUUAAUACUGUACUGCUAAAAGUAACUUUAAGGAAGUUGUAACGUUGGUGGAGCACAUGACGGCUCUGUUGACAGCGUGCUGCUAAAGCAGAGCAAACUGUCCAUGUGUUGAUUUAACUGUACCUCAUCCAUGCUUAUGAAUGUACAGCUACACGGAUAAAGGGAUAGAUGUUGCAGGAUGUUCCUAACUCCAGGGACGCUGGCAUGUUUCACACCUGUACAAGCAUGACAUGGACCCAUUAUAUCACCAGGACGAGGACAAAUAGGUUUAACAAAACAGCUAAUUUGCAUGCUCUUUUUUUUUUUUCUUUCUUUUGUUUAGAAUUUUUUUUCUCUCAGUUUGAUCUCUCGAUGCUGUUGAGAAGCUCUUGAAUUGCAUCACACAAAGUUUUCUUUAUAGGGCAGGCCUCUCCCCAAAAUCCAGCUGCAUUCAGCUUGACCUCAGAAUUGUAUGACGAGGAGUGAAAAGCCUGAGCGAGUUUGAUGACGGGAGUCGUCCUGCAGACUUGGAACAGCCUGUGUGAUGUACAGUUUUGUAGCAUUAGCAGUGAUGCCAGCCAGGGUAUGACUGUGAGGGGAGGGAUAGAAGCUUAGGGAACAGACGGAGUCCAAAAUAAUGUUUUUCUUUAUUAUAAUCAUGAAAAAGCAUCUGUGAAAUCUACUGGGGGGUUUUUGUUGGGUUUUUUUUUUUCUUCUAUGUUUUCUUUUUGUUUUUUUGAAAGACAAAGAUUCACAGUGUAUUCAGUCUUCUCUUUUCUGAUAAGGCAAAAUUCAGGGGAAUUAGUAGUGAAUGUAAUAAAAUUAGUUCUUUUUUUCCACAGCUUGCAAGCUGUGACUGAAGGUCUAGACAAUGGAACAUAACAGAAUAUCUAAUAAAUUUGAAAAAAUAAGAGCAGCA